AUGCCGCUGGUGAAGAGGAGCAUCGAGCCUCGGCACCUGUGUCGUGGAGCUCUGCCCGAUGGCGUGACCAGUGAGCUGGAGUGUGUGACCAACUCCACUCUGGCCGCUAUCAUCAAACAGCUGGGCAGCCUCAGUCGUCACGCCGAGGACAUAUUUGGGGAGCUGUUUAAUGAAGCCAACAGUUUCUACCUGAGGAUGAGCAGCCUCCAGGAGAGAGUGGACCAGCUGGCCGUGAAGGUCACCCAGCUCGACUCCACUGUGGAGGAAGUGUCUUUACAGGACAUCAACAUGAGGAAGGCCUUCAAGAGCAGUACCAUCCAGGACCAGCAGGUGGUGUCACGUACCUCUGUGCCCAACCCUGUGGUGGAGAUGUACCACCGCUGUGACAAACCUCCUCCUCUAAAUAUACUCACCCCGUACAGGGACGAUAAGAAGGACGCUCUGAAGUUCUACACCGAUCCUUCAUAUUUCUUUAACCUGUGGAAAGAAAAGAUGCUCCAGGCAACAGAGGACAAACGCAAAGAGAAGAGACGACAGAAGGGCUGCCCCGCCCACCCCGGCAGAGCACAGUCCAGACAGGCCCCACCCCGGAGCCCCUUCUCCGUAAGAGAGCAGCAGAAGCAAGUUGAAGAACCAGGACGAGAGGUCAAGAAGGUUCGUAAGGCUCGUAACCGCCGCCAGGAGUGGAACGUUCUGGCCUACGACAAAGAGUUCAGACCAGACGCUCGCCUCACCCCCUCCCCCUACCACGGGAUGUCCUCUGAGGGGUCCCUGAGUCCAGACAACAGGUACAACUCACCCCCAUCUCACCCGCUUCUCACCCCCACCACAGCCGCUCACCCUCAGGACCACAGCCGUGACCACCUGGGGGCGCCACAGACCCAGAGCCUGGACCGGGUGCUGAGGCCGACCCAGCCCACACCAGGGUCCGCAGCGGCGUCCGGGCGACACGCGGCAUCGCUCGGGAGGACGCCCUCUGCACACGGCACGCAGCCCGAUCACAUGGUCAACGGGCCUCGCCAGCAGUCUGUCAAAGAGUACAGGGCCCAUGGUGGUCAACCGUCCACCAUCCCCGAGUACUACAUCCCCCCGGCUCCUCCCCCUCCUCCCCCCUCCAUGCCCUCCGCUCAGGCGCCGUACGACUCCUCCGUGGCUCCACCCACCGCCGCCUCUAUCCCGCCCACUUCCUCCGCCAUGUCCCGCCCCUACUCCCCCUCCCCCUCCCCUCCUCCCGUCAACUACGUGCCCUCCCCCGCCCACCCCCCCUCUGGCGCUCCCCCCGCUGCCCCGCCCCCUCCUCCACCGGGCGGCCCCGCGGUGCACCCAUCCCCGCCCCUCGCCCAGCCUGACUCUGCCCCCCAGAGGAAGUCCACCAUGUUGGGCAUGAUCCCGAUGAGCGACGCUCGUUCAGACCUGCUCGCCGCCAUACGCAGAGGGAUCCAGCUGAGGAAGGUGCAGGAGCAGCGGGAGCAGGAGGCCAAACGCGAGCCCGUGGGAAACGACGUAGCCACCAUUUUGUCUCGCCGCAUCGCCGUCGAGUACAGCGAAUCGGACGAGGACUCUGAAAUGGACGACAACGAGUGGUCCGACUGA
Messenger RNA from Boleophthalmus pectinirostris (great blue-spotted mudskipper), 1593 nucleotides. RefSeq lists its product as uncharacterized. NCBI's taxonomy places the organism in Eukaryota, Metazoa, Chordata, Actinopteri, Gobiiformes, Gobiidae. The coding region runs from base 1 to 1593 and encodes 530 amino acids. Gene Ontology annotation, cellular component: cytoskeleton. The record is from RefSeq and is a predicted model, not a curated record. Gene Ontology annotation, molecular function: actin binding; protein kinase A regulatory subunit binding; Arp2/3 complex binding. Gene Ontology annotation, biological process: actin cytoskeleton organization; positive regulation of Arp2/3 complex-mediated actin nucleation. The transcript has 10 exons.